CGAUCGCUCCGCCAGCAAUCGCGUGAGUAUCUGCACCCAGGCAGCCAAAGCGGUUGCACUUUUCAGAGCUGAUGGCAUUAGUUCCAUCAAGCUUUCCAUAAGUCACGGCAGCAGCAGGGCGGCAAUCAAUUUCCACACCUCGGUGCCUCUUAUAUUGGCAAUUCAAGAUGAUGAGCACGGAACGCCUUGCGCAUCUGUUGCUUGCUCUGAUCUGGAUCUGGUUUUGCUCUGCAGUGGGAUAUGCCGACGGCCUCGAGAAUGGACUAGCCCGAACCCCUCCAAUGGGCUGGAUGCCGUUCGAGAGAUUCCAAUGUACUGUUGACUGUGUUCACUACCCUAGGGAUUGCAUCAGUGAGUCGCUCUUCAAGCGCACAGCAGAUCUGCUAGUGUCCGAGGGCUAUGCGGCCAUGGGAUUCCAGUACUUGAUAAUCGACGACUGCUGGAUGGAAAGUUUUCGCGAUACGAUCACUCAAAAGCUCCUUCCCGACAGGGAGCGUUUUCCCAGCGGAAUGGCCGCCCUGUCCCACUACAUUCAUGGACGAGGCCUGAAGUUUGGGAUAUACCACGAUGUGGGGAGGAAGACUUGUAUGUUCGGGGGUCCUGGGGCUCUGGGGCACUUUCAACUCGAUGCCCAGACCUUCGCCGACUGGGGCGCUGACUAUGUCAAGUUGGACGGCUGCUAUGCCACUGGAUACGAACGGGACACAGGGUACCCCGCCUUUGGCAAGGCCAUGAACCGGACUGGUCGGCAAAUGGUCUACUCCUGCAGUUGGCCGUUCUACAAAGAGAAGCCUGAUUACAGGUUAAUAGCGAAGCACUGCAAUCUCUGGCGGUUUGCAACGGACAUCAAGGACUCGUACACAUCAGUCUUUGAAAUAAUGGAACUCUACCGCAGAAACCAGCAGCAGUUGUUGGCCCACGCUGGCCCAGGUCGAUGGAAUGACCCGGAUAUGCUGGUCUUGGGCAAUUUCCAUCUGAGCUACGAUGCCAGCCGAUUGCAGCUGGCCAUAUGGUCGGUGAUCGCGGCUCCGCUGAUAAUGACCAAUGACUUGGAGACUGUGCGUCCCGAAAUAAAGCAACUUCUGCAAAACCGAGAGAUCAUAGCUAUAAAUCAGGACUUGCUUGGGAUACCGGGCAGGUGCGUGAGGACAUCGAAACACUUCCAGGUCUGGCUACGUCCAGUCACACCAGUCAACGACCUUGGCAGGCACUCCUUUGCAGUGGCUUUUGUCAAUCGGGGGAACUUCUCCCACUGCCCCUUGUGCCCUCGCCAAUUCCAAGUCGUCUUGGAGCAUCUAGGCCUGGACAGCCCCACGGGCUAUUAUGUUGUGGACCUGUUCAAGAGCAGUCGACACCUGGGAAUGUUCAAGCCGAACGACGCCUUCAGCACUCGAAUCAAUCCAGAGGGAGUUACGUUCUACAAGUUCACAGUUGCACCACUCCUCUGACUGUCAUAAAUACAGCCAUGAAUACAUCAGUCACCUA
Molecule: messenger RNA, 1485 nt
Organism: Drosophila subobscura
Lineage: Eukaryota; Metazoa; Arthropoda; Insecta; Diptera; Drosophilidae
Product: alpha-N-acetylgalactosaminidase-like
Exons: 8
Coding region: 168-1448 (426 amino acids)
Biological process (GO): glycoside catabolic process; oligosaccharide metabolic process; glycosylceramide catabolic process
Cellular component (GO): cytoplasm
Molecular function (GO): alpha-galactosidase activity
Source: RefSeq, a predicted model, not a curated record